AUGCCAAAGAAAGCCAAAGUGAACAAACUGGCGCGCAUGUCCGACGAGGAACGCGCACGUUACUUACAGCACCGAGCUGAUGUCGAGGAAGAGGCCAGGCGGAGAAAGCGCGAACUUGUCGCCAGAUUUAUUAAGAAUAAAUUAGACAAGGAAGAAGUUUUCGCAAGAAUAAAUACCGCGAAGAUAAACCAAGAAUGGCGGUAUAUUUUACGAAAAAUAAAAUGCAAACAAAUGGCGUCAGAAAUACAGAGCAUGGUAACGAGUUUCAACUUUUUGCUGGAAAGAAAAAAUCGCCUUUUAAACUCGUUGAUGGAAGCUAUCGAAGACUCGGAUGAGCAACAUCGACGCGCUUUUCAAGCCCACACGGAAAAUUUGAGCUACUUUCUUCACAUAGGAUCACAAAGACUUGAUAAGCUGCAAGCUGAAUAUGACUAUCAAAAGAAUAACUUUCUUGAAAACUGGGAUAAAGAGGAUAUCGAUAUUACCGAUAGCCAGGAUAGAGCAGAAUUUAAUUUAACACUUAUAACUUACAUACAAGACACAGACUUCAAAGGAUAUAAAAAGGAAAAGGAAAUACAAAGAGCAACUGAGAAAAACGACGCUAGACUUGAGCAAGAAGAAGAAAUGCGCAAUCUUUGCAAGCCAAAACAAUUGGAGAUAGAAAUGUACUGGUCGAAACUACGUGAAGUUUACGACAUGUAUCUUGAGCAACACAAUCCUAUCAUGAGUCAUUACAACGCCUUACGAGAAAAAGAUGAUUUCUAUCAAAACGAUAUAGCAAAAAAUGAUAUUCUGAUACUACAAGCCACGGAAAGUCUAUACAUUCUGCAAAAAGAAUGGUUAAAGACAACAAACACAAUGAGUUGUAAACUAAAUCGUAUGAAUAAUCGUAAGGAAGAACUCGCCAAGAAGUACUGGCAGAUGAAGAAGGAAACUAAAGCAGCUAAAAGUAAAGAAGAUGAGAUGCUAGCUGUACUGGUCGAUGCUAGUCAAGACGCUGUAAAGCGUCUUGAGAAUUACGAAAAUAAAUUGCAAAAAAUCAAGCAAAUGUCUGAAAUUUGCAGUAAAUACGAGAAAGAAAUGGACCACAUGUUUCUUGAAGACGCCGGAGACGACAUACCAUCUGUUGAUUUCGAAACACUGGACAGUGAUAUGAUUCAACAAUGUAAGAAGUUCAAGAAAAUGGACAAAUUCCUCCUAAAAAUGAACAGAGUUAAAGUUCAAACUAUGUGUCUCAAAACAGAGAGAGCUAAACUAGCAAAGGAAAAUAUUCAACUAAAACAAUAUAUCAAGAGGUAUCUGACAGAACUAGCCCUCAAAGGUGGGAAAGAUAGACCACAAAGUAUGAAAUGCCAGACGGAGCCAAGGAUUGAAGUCAAUGGGAAAUUAUUAAAUCGCCCAGUGACCUGCAUCGAAGGAGCACUUUCAAACGCAGUAAUGCAUGAACAAAGAAUGAAGCUACAGGAAAAGAAGAACAAAGAAUUGGUAGUGAGAGCAUACCCUCGAGUUGAUUGCUGGUAG
Messenger RNA from Melitaea cinxia (Glanville fritillary), 1521 nucleotides. RefSeq names its product dynein regulatory complex subunit 2. Gene Ontology annotation, biological process: cilium-dependent cell motility; axonemal dynein complex assembly; regulation of cilium movement. The record is from RefSeq and is a predicted model, not a curated record. The coding region runs from base 1 to 1521 and encodes 506 amino acids. Gene Ontology annotation, cellular component: axoneme; axonemal dynein complex. The transcript is spliced from 9 exons. Lineage: Eukaryota; Metazoa; Arthropoda; Insecta; Lepidoptera; Nymphalidae.